GCGUCAAGUGGACCGCAGCCUAUAUCACGUGCUUUUUGUGGGGCCAUGUAUUUGGAUCAAGUUAGCAGUCUAGUUCAUUAUAUAAAUUUCUAUGGUUUGACGCUGAACACAGUGGAGCAGUAACUGUAACAAAUCGUGAAUAAUUGUUUAUAUUUGCAUCAUUAAGGUAUUGUAUCACGUAACAGGCACUUACCUGCACUUCUGACAAAGACAAGCAAGACUAAUAAACUCGGACACUAUGGGGGCGAUAUAUCUUUUAGUCUUUAUCGUCGUUGUCGCAAUAUUCCCUGGAGCUGAAACUGGAUUGACUUGGAAUGGUGGCUCAUCAAAGCAGAGUUCAGACGUUUACCAUGGAGUCUUGAACAAUCAGAAUCAUGCCAAGUACUAUACAUCAAAUGAUAGGAAUCAGAAACUGCAGGAAUCAAUGUUGUUCAGAAAUGAGUCACAUUCACAUUCAGGAUUUCGGAAGUCUUUUUUGUCAGCUUGGGGGAUCAUCGCACUGAUUAUAGGUGUCAUCAUCUUUACUACAAUGACUUACUAUGCCUUUAUACUAUAUCCAUAUUUAUGCAAGAAAGACAGGACCUACGACAUCAUAGAGUUAACAGAAGUUAACUCUGUGUGCACUGACAAUGCUAAUAAUGUGCCACCUGCACUGAGAGUAUACUGCAAUCCGAACGAUGUGUCAAACGACAUAUCAAAUAAUGCAUCAUUGAAUCGAUAAGAAAAUGCUCAUAAAGAUAACAUAACUCAGACAUUUAUUUCAUAAGCACAGAUACAUUUAUUUAGAGUAACAGUAUUUUUGUACGAGUUUAAACAAGUAAGUCUUAUAUCAACUUAACCCGUAAUGGUCACUUCCAAAUAAUAACAUAACGGUCACAUGGGGUCCACUAGGUCAAUCAGUCACCAUUUACCAGCUUUUUGAUAGAUUAUCACAAAAAUUUUACUGAACAUACCUUGAGGUCUGUUCUUUAUCAUCCAAUAAUUUUUUUUAUUAGAAUUUAACAAUGAAAUAAUUUAAAUAAAAAAAACUGCAAAAUUUGACUUUUUUACAAAAAUAUUCAUAAAAUUUUUAAUUUUUGAGAUAAUUCAACAAAAACUUAAAGGUAUAUUCUCAAGAUAGUAUACUUUCAGAUAAAAAUUAGUUUCAUAGAACAUUAUUCGAUUUAGAAUGGUCUGUGUAUCAGCAUGGGUCCAAAAAAGCCCAGGUGACCAUUACAGAUUAACUCACUGCCAUAAGAUUUAGAAUAAAAUAUUAACCCUCUGGUUUUUAUACACAUGUUGAGUCACAACACUUCUGAGUUAAUUUUUAUUACUUUUACAAGUAUAAAAAAUUCUUCAAUGACUCUUACACGUACUUUGUCAUAAAAAGUAUUUGCAUGGUUUACUUAAAAAAAAAAAAUUAUAUAUAGAUGUAACUAAUUACAUGGAAUGUUUACUACCGGAAAAAUCCAGAUAUUUUUUAUAUUUGAAAAUUGCGGAUAUUCAUGGAAUUUUAUUGAUACUCAGAGAAAUUUUUGGAGAAUUUUAAUCUAAAAUUAAAAUUUUUUUUCUGAUAAAAUUGUUUCUUUGAUUAUUUUUUCUAAAUAAUACCAAAUGCUGAUAAUUAAUUAGUAAUAAAUAAGAUAUACCCAUCACAUUAUUCUUAUCUGAUUUAUAAGCUUUUAUAAAGAAAUUAGUGACACAAUACAAGACAGUAUUUGAAAUUGAUGGUGUGUGUAAUCACCUUUCAAAUUUUGCACUUUUGAUGAACUAGAAUCGUGUCUUGCGGACUUAAAUUGUUAUACAUGCCAUAUUUAAUUCAUAUUAAUUUUUUUAGUACUUUCUUAAAUUUUAAUAUUUAAAAUUUAAGUGACUUUCUUUGACUGAUUAAGGAACAUUAAAAGAUAAUGAAAUAAAAUUAUUUCAAAACUCCAUUUAAAUAUUCUCUAAUCUUACCUGAAAUUUUGAAUAAAAUUCCUGGAAAAUCCAGGAAUUCUUUUAUAAAAUUUGAGUAAAUAUCCUGUUAAUUAAAAUACUCUUUUAAUUUUUUAAAAAGAAGUACGCUAAGUCAUUUGUGUCAAAUCGUGUGUACAAAGACUUAAGAUUGCCAUUAUCGCGUCUUCCUAUUAUAUGCAAUAUGGCGGGAUAAACUUUUUAUAAAUUUUGCAAGCAUUUACAUAGCAAUAGAAAUAAUUCCAUUUUUAUUGCACUUAUAAAUUGCAUUAUGAGAAGACUGAACUAUACAAAUUAAAGGUUGUCUUGGACAUAUGUUAGAAACGAGGAAAUGUUAAAUGUAUCUAAAAAUUUCUAACUAGUAAUAUUUUAACAUCGUUUCUAAUAUAAUCGUUAGUUAGUAUAAAUAAUACACAACAUCCAGCAAUUUUGCUCGUGAUGGAAGACUAAAGACUGUAAAAGAGUACAUUCGUACUAAUUAGAUGACAACACUAAUGUUAUAUUAACAUUACAACAGACUGAUUUUUGUAAUCUCCAAAUUUUGGUCCCAUUAUAGGGAGAAAACAAUUAAUAGCCAUGUCAAAACAAAGUUUUCCUGCGCUAUUAUCAAUAAUGUGAAAAGAUCAUGAUACUUAUAAAAAAAUGACUCCUAUAGAAAUAGUAUACAUGUAAAUGUAUGAUGUAUAUUUAUUACAAAUAGAUUUUUUUACAUAAACUAUGUGUAUCUUAAAACAACCUACUUGUAAAAAGUAAGCAGGCUAAUAAAUGCAUCAUGACAAACACACGGAGCGCA
This is a messenger RNA of Solenopsis invicta (red fire ant), 2725 nucleotides long. RefSeq lists its product as uncharacterized. The record is from RefSeq and is a predicted model, not a curated record. The transcript is spliced from 2 exons. Bases 239 to 721 code for a protein of 160 amino acids. Lineage: Eukaryota; Metazoa; Arthropoda; Insecta; Hymenoptera; Formicidae.